This is a messenger RNA of Carlito syrichta (Philippine tarsier), 1939 nucleotides long. It is a transcript of the gene ACKR3, whose product is annotated as atypical chemokine receptor 3. The transcript has a single exon. Gene Ontology annotation, biological process: angiogenesis; chemotaxis; vasculogenesis. The record is from RefSeq and is a predicted model, not a curated record. Gene Ontology annotation, molecular function: coreceptor activity; G protein-coupled receptor activity; chemokine binding. Gene Ontology annotation, cellular component: membrane. Lineage: Eukaryota; Metazoa; Chordata; Mammalia; Primates; Tarsiidae. The coding region runs from base 34 to 1122 and encodes 362 amino acids.
CCUGUAGGUUGUUUGAUCACUCCCAUUGAAACCAUGGAUUUGCAUCUCUUUGACUACUCGGAACCAGGGAACUUCUCCGACAUCACCUGGUCAUGCAACAGCAGCGAUUGCAUUGUGGUUGACACAGUGAUGUGCCCCAACAUGCCCAACAAAAGCAUCCUGCUCUACACGCUCUCCUUCAUCUACAUUUUCAUCUUUGUCAUCGGCAUGAUCGCCAACUCUGUGGUGGUCUGGGUGAACAUCCAAGCCAAGACCACAGGCUAUGACACACACUGCUACAUCUUGAACCUGGCCAUCGCCGACCUGUGGGUUGUCAUCACCAUCCCUGUCUGGGUGGUCAGCCUUGUGCAGCAUAACCAGUGGCCCAUGGGUGAGCUCACGUGCAAGGUCACGCACCUCAUCUUCUCCAUCAACCUCUUCGGCAGCAUCUUCUUCCUCACGUGCAUGAGUGUGGACCGCUAUCUCUCCAUCACCUACUUUACCAACACCUCGAGCAGCAAGAAGAAGAUGGUACGCCGUGUUGUCUGCGUCCUGGUGUGGCUGCUGGCCUUCUGCGUGUCCCUGCCCGACACCUACUACCUGAAGACCGUCACGUCUGCAUCUAACAACGAGACCUACUGCCGGUCUUUCUACCCUGAGCACAGCAUCAAGGAGUGGCUGAUUGGCAUGGAGCUGGUUUCUGUCAUCUUGGGCUUUGCUGUUCCUUUCUCCAUCAUCGCUGUCUUCUACUUCCUGCUGGCCAGAGCCAUCUCAGCGUCUGGUGACCAGGAGAAGCACAGCAGCCGGAAGAUCAUCUUCUCCUAUGUGAUAGUCUUCCUCGUCUGCUGGCUCCCCUACCAUGUCGCGGUGCUGCUGGACAUUUUCUCCAUUCUGCACUACAUCCCUUUCACCUGCCAGCUGGAGUAUGCCCUCUUCACAGCCCUGCACGUCACGCAGUGCCUGUCUCUGGUGCACUGCUGCGUCAACCCUGUACUCUACAGCUUUAUCAAUCGCAACUACAGGUACGAGCUGAUGAAGGCCUUCAUCUUUAAGUACUCGGCCAAAACAGGCCUCACCAAGCUCAUCGAUGCCUCCAGAGUCUCAGAAACGGAGUACUCUGCUUUGGAGCAAAACACCAAAUGAUCUGUUCUGCAUAGGCUCUGGGACAUGGGUACUUGUUUUGAGCAAGGCAUUGGGCUGCAUGAUUUUCUAGAGUUAAAGCAAGGUAGCUUCGGUUCUUGAUGCUCGAGUAGCCUGAGUAGGAGAGGGUGUGUUCAUUGUGCAACCUUCCUCUCUUUCUCUUGCCGAUGCAGCUGUCACUUGGCUGUGUGUUCCGGCAGUUUUGCAACAGGCAGAGCCAUGUCGUGCAGCCGUGCUGUGUGUUAAAGCCAGUUUCAGGGCAGGUUUGCCUGGACUUCUGUAAAAAUAGGAUUUUAUCUGUGUUUCCUGAAUUUUUUUAUAUGAUUUGUAUUUAAAUUUUGAGACUUUAUUUUCUCACUAUUGAUGUACCUUAUAAAUGUAUUUGAAAGUGAAAUAUAUUUUAAAUAUUGUAUGGGAGGUAUAGUGCUGACAUAUAUUCAGAGUGUUGUAGUUUUAAGAGUAGUUUGACUCCAGUUUUGACUAAGGAUGACAUUAAUUGUUAGCUGUUUUGAAAUUUUAUAUAUAUAUAUAUAUAUAUAUAUAUAUAUAUAAAUAUAUGCCAGUCUUGGCUGAAAUGUUUUAUUUACUAUAGUUUUAUAUCUGUGUGGUGUUUUGUACCAGCACGGGAUAUGGAACACAAACUGCUCUUUAAUGCAGUUUGUGACAUUAAUAGUAUUGUAAAGUGACAAUAAAAAAAACAACAACAAACAACUGUUCUAGACUGCAAAUCUGUGCACAAAACGAACAGUCGGAUUUCAGAAAGUUCUGUCAAUUUGUAAGUUAUUUUUUUUAAUAAAGAUUUUUUUUUCCUAAAAAUGCA